Lactuca sativa (garden lettuce) is the source of this 1410-nucleotide messenger RNA. Its product is annotated as syntaxin-121. Gene Ontology annotation, biological process: intracellular protein transport; vesicle fusion; exocytosis. Lineage: Eukaryota; Viridiplantae; Streptophyta; Magnoliopsida; Asterales; Asteraceae. The record is from RefSeq and is a predicted model, not a curated record. Gene Ontology annotation, molecular function: SNAP receptor activity; SNARE binding. Gene Ontology annotation, cellular component: plasma membrane; SNARE complex; endomembrane system.
UAUUUAUUUAACUAAAAAUUAGAUAAAUUUUGUGAUGUUUUCUAAUUAUAUUAGUAAAAGUUUAUAAGAAAAUAUUCAAAUAUUGAAAGUAAUACGAGGGUUACUGAAAUUUCGUCCCGCCAUCCUCCAACGACCUGGACUAGUCUACCAGAAGCAGCCGUGGAAGAAAAGUCAAUUCGCCACCGCGUUUUUCAGUUCUAAUCCUUACAUAAUUCUCCCAUAAUCCUCUCCCAAAUCCACAAAUUCUUUCUUUCUCCAAUCGAUCAGAUUAAGGAACGAUUUUGAUUUCUGAUUUUGUGUUUUAUUUUUUUGAAUUUUGAAAACACCGGCGACAAAGAUGAACGAUCUUCUAUCCCGCUCGUUUUCCGCCGGUCGCAACGGUGAUAUUGAGAUGGGGAACGCCGCCGAUGGCGACGGUACGAACCUCGACAAGUUCUUUGAAGAUGUGGAGGCGAUAAAGGAGGAGCUCAAAGGUCUUGAGUUACUUCACGAUCAACUUCAAUCGUCGAACGAGGAGAGCAAAACCCUACACAACGCUAAAUCCAUCAAAACCCUACGAACGAAGAUGGACAACGACGUCGCUUUGUCUCUGAAGAAAGCGAAGCUUAUUAAGAAUCGUCUAGAAGUCCUAGACCGUUCCAAUGCAUCCAACCGGAAUCUCCCCGGCUGUGGUCCGGGGACCUCCACCGACCGGACACGAACCUCCGUCGUAAACGGUCUCCGUAAGCAACUCCAGACGUCGAUGAAGUCCUUCAACGAGCUCCGUCAGAAAAUGACCGCCGAACACCGGGAAACCGUUCAGAGAAGGUACUACACCGUCACCGGCGAAAACGCUGAUGAAGCUACGGUCGAUAACCUAAUCUCAACAGGACAAAGCGAGACUUUUCUACAGAAGGCGAUUCAGGAGCAAGGAAGAGGACAGGUGAUGGAUACAGUGCUUGAAAUUCAGGAACGACACGACGCCGUUACAGUGAUCGAGAGAAACCUUAAGGAGCUUCAUCAGGUUUUCAUGGAUAUGGCUGUGCUUGUGGAACAUCAAGGAGCGCAACUCGAUAACAUCGAGGACCAUGUCAACAGAGCCAACUCGUACGUGACUCGUGGAACUGUUCAAUUGAAUGAAGCCAGGAAGAAACAAAAGAACACACGAAAGUGGACUUGUUAUGCGAUCCUUCUGUUACUGAUUAUCAUCGCCAUCAUCGUCUUGUCCAUUAGACCAUGGAAGUAGAAACCUGUACUCUGCGCUCCAAUACUUGUACCUUUUGGUAUGUUUAUUAGUUUUUGUUUUCCAAUUAUUUGUUCAUAUUCGUGGGUGAGAUGCUGAGAUUGAUGUUUUCUGGUUUGAUCGGUGUUCAUAGUAUUGUAAUUUAAUGGCAGAUGAGAUGAUAUUCAUUCUUCUAUUUUCUUCGUUAA